This is a messenger RNA of Ruditapes philippinarum (Manila clam), 1202 nucleotides long. RefSeq lists its product as uncharacterized. The record is from RefSeq and is a predicted model, not a curated record. NCBI's taxonomy places the organism in Eukaryota, Metazoa, Mollusca, Bivalvia, Venerida, Veneridae.
UAAAAUAUUUCUGCUGCUCUUCGCGGAUGACGCCGUUUUAUUUGCACAUACGCCUAUGGCACUCCAAUCUAUGCUAAAUGAUUUACAAGUAUAUUGUCAAACUUGGGGACUUAAAGUUAAUACUAAUAAAACAAAAAUUAUGAUUUUUGAAAAAGGCAGACAUACAAGUUACAAUUUCGUAUAUAAUGACAUAGUUCUGGAAAACGUAAAUUUUUUUAAAUAUCUUGGGAUUAAUUUAUUUAAAAAUGGACAUUGGAAUAGAACUCAAAAGAAAUUAGCACAACAUGCUUCGUUUUCAUUGCAUAAUUUAUUUACAGUGUUUAAUCAAUUAGAAUUAUCUAUUGGAGACAAAUUUAAACUUUUUGAUAGUAUGGUAGGCUCAGUUUUAAACUAUGGUGCUGAAGUUUAUGGAUAUCAAGAAGGAAAAAAUAUAGAAACGAUCCAUUGUAAAUUUCUCAGAAAAGUCUUAUGUGUUAAGAAAGCAACAAACUUGGAUGGUCUUUAUGGCGAAACCGGUAGACAUCCAAUGCGAAUACAUCGUAAAUUUAUAAUGUUAAAAUAUUGGACAAAAUUAAUUAGUUUACAAAAUGACUGUCUGCUUAAACGUAUGUAUAAUGUCUUAAAAUUUGAUGCAGAAAACGGUCUUUCUUAUGGUGGUAACAACUGGGCAUGCCAAAUUAAACAGAUUUUAAAUGAUAUAGGAAUGUCGAACAUAUGGAUUAAUCAAGAACAUAUAACAAUAAAUUUUCAACAAGUUAAAAAUAGAAUAUUGGACAUUUACAAGCAAGAAUGGUAUAGUAAUAUAAGAAAUUCUAGUAGACUAUCGUCAUACAGCAUCUAUAAACGCUCACUCGAAACUGAAGACUAUCUUAAUAAAGUUAACAUAAACAAAUUUCGAAUAUCACUUACAAAAUUUAGAUUGUCAUCCCAUAACCUAGCAAUAGAAACGGGUCGAUACGAAAACGUAGCGCGAGAAAACAGACUAUGUACGAAUUGCAAUUUAAACGUGAUAGAAAAUGAAUUCCAUUUUUUGCUAGUUUGCCCCAAAUACUAUAGUUUACGUCGCAAAUAUUUGAAACCAUACUAUUGUCGUUGGCCAUCAAUUCAUAAAUUUGAAAAACUAAUGUCUACAACAAAUACCCAAAUGUUGAAUAACCUGUCAAAAUUUUUGUAUUUUUCAUUUAAAGAAAGAACUGACAACA